This is a messenger RNA of Solea solea (common sole), 5516 nucleotides long. It is a transcript of the gene ppp1r18, whose product is annotated as protein phosphatase 1, regulatory subunit 18. The record is from RefSeq and is a predicted model, not a curated record. The coding region runs from base 379 to 4617 and encodes 1412 amino acids. The transcript has 4 exons. Gene Ontology annotation, molecular function: phosphatase binding. Lineage: Eukaryota; Metazoa; Chordata; Actinopteri; Pleuronectiformes; Soleidae.
UUAGGUCGGACAAUAUGGUGUGUUCCACUAAACACUCCUGACAGAGUUUAAUGUAAUUAUCGGAUUAGAGUGUCGCUGCUCCGACGCUGCAAAUAUUUACUACUACACCGAGGACGGAGGUUGGUUUCAGGCUGUCAGGCGAUUUCAAAACGCCCUGUUUCGACACGAUCUCUUAAACUGUUAACGUUAUUGUGGAACUGCUAUUUUUACGCCACACAGUGGAACGCGUUACGCACAGCCAAAGACGCACAAGAGGAGAUGACAAGUGUAACUUCAAGGCGGAUGAAAUAACAACUCUUGGCGGUGUGACCAAUCCCAGAGGCUUCAAAAAGGACCAGUGCCAGCCAUUCCGUCCAGAAACCGUCCACUUUUUCUGUUAUGUCUGUCUCCUCUUUGCCGGAAUGGAAGCAACUCCUGCUGGAGAGAAAGAGGCGAGAGGAGGAGGAGCGAGAGAGGAGGGGGAAAGAGGAGGAGGAGAAGCUUGCCAGCAUGCCUGCCUGGAAGCGCGGGAUCAUCCAGCGGAGGAAAGCAAAGCAGGACAGUGUGGGUGACAGGGAAAGGGAGAGAGACGUCUGUCUCCUGCAGGUGGAAGUCAGAUCCACUCCCUCAGAUGGGCUGAGUGACACAGACAGCUCUGUGACAGCUAAUUUGGGAAGUGACAUGUCACUCAGUCCAGAUCCUGGUCAGUGGCUGGAUGAAGACCCCAGAUCAGUGAGUCAGGUGUCUGUGGAAACAAUAGUUCCACUCCAUGAAAACCCAUUUAUUCUCACGCAGAGUGCAUGGAGGAAGGGCAGGGAUGCAGAUGUGGGCAAUGAAUCUGACUUAAAGGAAAAGGAGAAAGAAAAAACAAGCCCCAGGGGGCAAGCUGGAGAGUCGGGGAGGGGACGAGAUAUAGAGCUGAAGAUGGAGAGGUUCAGAGAUUUAAGUGAGGGACGAGAAAAGGAGAGAAGCUGGGACAGGAGUCAGGGAAGAGAAAGAGAUAACGGCAGGGAGAGAUGGGAAAAUGAUAAAAGCCAAUGCAAAGAGUCAGUUAAAGAUGCAAUGAGGGACAAGGAAUUCCUUAAGGGCAGAAAAGACGACGGGGAGGAAGAAACUGACUCGCCAUCUGGUUCUGGUUCAUAUUCUCCUCUCUUACCUUCUUUGCGAACCAUUCGAGCCGACAACAUCAUCAUUAUCGAACAGGACAGGAAAGGUGACGAGGAGAGAUGGGGGAGAUGGAGAGAGGUGGAGGGGGAGAGGCCAGAGGAGGAGCACCAGGGGAAGAGAGGGAUGAAGAUGGAUCUGAGGGAGAUCCUGGCUGGAAAAGGGAGUGUCACUGAGAUCCGUGCAUCUGAGGUUCUGAUUAUAAAACCUUCUGCAAGCCCUGAAGAGAGGACUACGGGAGGGAAAGGGAGAGAGGAUGGAGAGAUGAAGUGCAGCAUGCAUGUAAGGAAGGAGAGUAAUGGCAGGGAGCUCAGAGCAGACAUGUCAGGGAUGAGAGAAAAAGAGAAAGAGCCAGUAAAGGGGAAAGAAAGACCGUGGGGCCAGGCAACAGUUAUUAAAGAAAACAGGAAGGACAACCUGGAGGAUAAUAUGUUUGUUGAGAAGGGAGGGAGGGUUAGCCAGCUGCUGAGUAAAUUUGGAGAGCAUCCUAAGCCGCCACUUAGAUCCAAAAGCUCUGAUAACUUCUUACGACCAGGUAGGAGAAAAAACUCAGGAGAUGAAGAUGACCAACAGUCUGAGGAGAGGAACGUAGAAGGGAGGAAUGUGCUCCCGAAGCGCUCGUUUAGCUUCUCUGAUCGUGUCAUCUCUGCAAAAGAGAAUGGUUUAGAUGAUGAAAGAUGCUACAAGAGGAAAACACAGGAGAGGGAGCACUCAGACAAGAACGUGGCACCAUGUGUGGAUGUAGCAGAUUUACAGAAGGAAACAGCAGCAAAGAUCAAAGUGCCGUGUACACGACUUUUAGAUAAAGACAGGUUUGGAAAAUGUAGGGAUGGAUAUGUAAAAAACGAUGAAAAAGUGUCCUUACAGAGGAGACAUGAGGCAGAACCACGUAUCUCUAUCCAAAACAGGAGUGAAGUGAAGAAAGUCGAGCCUAUCGAUACGAGGGCUCCAAAAACGUCAGGUGACGGAGGCGGAGACGAGGGGUUCAUGGUUGCAUCCGUCAAAAACACAGAGGGAAUCUCAUUUGCUAGAAGAGUUCCAAUCAGGAAAGACGGGAAAUCGAGAGCUGAAAUAGAAGCAAAGCUGGUGUCUGGUGAGAAGAGUUUGGUAAGAGAGGUGAGUGUAGAGAAAGAGGCAGAAGUUGGCAACACAAGGGUGUCUGAUUUGGUGAGACGAGAUGAAUUUGAAAGCACAAUCCCUCCUGAAACUCUGCAGAAUUAUCUCACAGCUGCAUCAACAGACAUAGUGAGUCCAUGCCUCACUGAUGAGAGCCACUACAGACCCGAACCAUCUUUCACAGACUGCUCUCGUCUACUGUGUACAGUCACUGACAGAGCCGGAGACCCCCAACCCAGACCUGAGUGGAGUGGUCCCCACCUAACACACUCUGUGUUGUCCUGGCACGCAGAUGAACUCAUUGGUAAAAUAGAAAAAAUAGGAGACACAACUGUUUAUAGCAAUAAGGGAGGAGAAGGGGCUUACAGGCCUGCUCACGAACUGAAAAAAGAGAUUACUUAUGAAGGCCAACUUUACAUAGAUGAUGCAUCAGAGAGCCUCAUUCAGGAUUUAACGCCCAGAUCUCCAAAAAGGAUCCCACCUCCAGUUCCCCUGGAGAUUCAAAUCCCCAUGACUGUGUUUUAUGUUGCAGAAGACAUGGUGGAGAGAAAAAAGACUCUAGGUCAAAACAACGAGGGGCAAGACUGGGAGGGAGGACAAGGGGUCGAGAGGAGGGAUAGCUGGAGGAUUGGGAAGCCCUUGAGCCGGAUCGAGUCCCUUCGGGAGAAAAUUAGACAAAGGGCGUUGGAGAAGCUGAGACAAAAAGAGAAACUGGACGGAGAGGGGAGCGUGGCUGCGGAGAUCAGCGAUUGUCAGACAGCUGGGGAAAGCGACGAUGAGAGGGGAGCUGAAAUAGAGGAAGAAUGGGAAGCUGCGGCUCAUGUACGGAAGGAGCUGUCUGAAGCAGAUACGGUACAGGAAGACACAGCAGCGCAGGCGUCCAUGGCUGCCUUUGACGUCACGCAGGAAGUGUUGAAAAUGUGCCCUCAGCUUCCUGUUUCUGUCCCACACUCACAAGCUGUCAGAGGAGAGGAAGUAACAAGUGGCUACGCCACUGCUGCUACUGCUGCUGCUGCUGCUGCUGCUGCUGAAGUGAUCUCUGAUAGCUCUCAGACAUCCGAGGAUGACGAUGAACCCCUGAAACAUGAAGAGGAACAGCUGAGGUACCACAGGAGUCAACACGACAGUGGAGAAGAGAGGGAGACCGAAGAGCACGAGCUGUCAGAGGAGGAGGACGGAGAGGAAUAUAUAUCAGCUCUCAACCCGACACAACCUGAAUCACUUUCACCCCCUCAUCCCAACUCCCUCGCAGCUAUGAGCCGGAUCUACAAUCUGGAAACUGUUGGCUCAAGAACAGGCUUGUGUCUGAGGGAGAGGUCUGUGGACAUCUCACCAGUGCACCUUGUUAAAGUGACGCCUCAUAUAUCAAAUGCUCAGAAGGGAGAGAACAAAACCUUGUCAGGUGAAGACAUUUGUGGAGUUCAGAAGAUACAACGACAGAUAGAGCAGUUUCAGCUGAAAGAGCAGGAGGCUCUGAAGUCUUAUACGUCAUCGAAUUUUCCCCUAAGGGACAGAAAAACAAGGCAGGAAAGUCCCAAAGACUUGUUAAAGUACAAGAUAAAGGACGAUGUCAAGACACAGGAGAAGGAUCAGUCAGAACCAAAGGACAAAGUGUUGCCUCAGCGUGUUUGGUCUCCAACAUCCCAGGUCAAGCAAACUAUCACCAUCAACCCCUCAUUUCUCAGGAGCCAGUCCCCAGACAAUUCUCUGAAAUCCUUGGAUUGUGCCCCAACACCAGCCUCCUCCCCGAGCUCCCUAUCUCCCACCCAGUCUCCCAGUGACUCUCCAUCACCCACCCCCUCACCCACACUUUUCUCUGUGAGGAGUGCGUCUGGGGGCCAGGUGAAGAGAGGUGCCACCAUCACAAUCAGUCCAAAAAGACAUGGUGCUGCAGGAGGAGGUGGAGGAACAGGGUCCACAACAGGGUAUACAUCGACAGGGCCGACUCCCGCUGCAACUCCAUCACAGCAGCCCCAGAUGAGCCCCGCUGUGGCUGAACCAGUGAAGAAGAAGUACCCCACGGUGGAGGAGAUCCAGGUGAUUGGUGGAUAUCAAGUUCUGGAGAAGUCUAGUCUGGUGAAAAACAGAGCGAUGCCAAAAAGGGUGAAGGUGUGUUUUGACGUGGACCAGCUGGAGCAGGUGUAUGAGUACCCGUCAGAGACCUCCAUGCUGGUGGCUGGGUUGCACGCUCAGGAUCUUGGGAGGCAGCAGGGAGAGGGGGCACAGGUGGAGGACGCUGGCGUGGACGGAGGAGUGAUCACGUCUAUGAGCACAAGGAUUGUUGGGACUGCAAUGGGACGUGGUCUAAGAGUGGAUGAGUCUUGCCCUCGGUCAUCUUCACCAAAUUUGCCCUUGUGAUGAGAUCACCAACAUUAUGUUGAGCAAUAAUCUUUUCUAUGUUUCAUGUUAAUACCUGAGUGUUGUGUCACUGUGUUUUGUUUUGUGUAGGCAUGGCGUCAGAAUGACUGCGUGUGUAAGAAAUGUACAGUUCAGUUUGUUUUAUGCAGUUGUAAGAGAGUCAUUUGUGUUAACUGUGCUACGAAUGGUACAUAUUGUAAAAGUUUUACAAGACCCUCAGGUUGUUUAUACAAUAUGAAGAAACUGAUAAGAUUUAUAUAUUUUAGCUACUGUAUUUGAUAGUGUCUUCUAUACGAUUUUCUAAAAUUAAAUCAGCACUGCCUCAACACAGAAGAGUAUUUUAUCAUCUGUGUUCAUGUGCCUGCUGGAUUUGCCCACACAGAUGAUAUGAAAGGUAUUUGGUUUUUCUCGGUUGACGCCUUUCAGAAAAAAAGGUGGGUGCUGGAAUGAGCUUUUGGUGUACUUUGCAUGGUUUUUAUCUUAUUAGAGGUUUAUUUGAGCCUUGCUGUUCAAACAAAAAACCCUGGUAAUAGUACAGUUACUAUGUACAGUUUAAAUAUAUAUAUGUGUAUAUAUAUACAUGUAUAUACAGUUUACUGUAUAUACGGUACUGUAAAUACGGAAGUGAAGAAAGUUGACUAGAAGUCUCUGUGACUAUUUGACCUACACUUAAAUUAACUAUGGUAUUACCUUCAGCAUAUUACAGCUGCUAUCUGACUUUUAGCUCUAUAUAAGUGUUAUAUUGCAAACUGUUAAAGACAUACUGUUUAUAAAUGAAUAUUUUAAUUGGGAAAAACAGAUAUGUAUUAUAUAAAUGAUGUGCAUAUUCUGUGCAUAUACAUGUUUUCCUAUGAUGUUAAAGAAGCUGGCUUCAGGAGAAAAAUAAACCUAAUAAAUAA